UAUUCCGGUGAUAUUGAAAAGAUGAAAAAAUUGCUUGACAGUGGUGCCGAUCCAAACAAACGUUCAGGUGAUGAAAAACGCACUGCACUACAUUGGGCAGCUUUUUAUCCAUUUCCAAAUCCAAAAUUAGGAGAUCCUCCUAAAUUGAAAGCACUCCUAUCUAUGCUAAUUGAUUUAGUCAACAGACGUGAAGUCGAUAUUAAUUCUAAAGAUAUAAAUGAUGACACACCACUUCACAUAGCCUGUAUGCGUAGUAACAAUGUUGCUAUUCCUAUAUUGUUAUCAUGCAAAGAUGUGCUUAUCAACAAGCGUAAUAAACAUAAAGGAUGGACACCAUUGCACAGAGCUUGUCAAAAUGAUAAUGAAAGAGUUGCUGAGCUUCUUAUGAAAAAAAAGCCUAAUUGCUUAAAACGUUGUAACGAUGGGAUGACACCACUUCACCUUGCUUGCCAGCGUGGUCAUGAUAGAAUUGCCAACGUAAUCUUAUCAUUAUGUUCUGAUGAAGAUAGAAUUAAAAUUUUAGCUGCUAAAGAUAAGAAUAGUUAUACACCACUUCAUAUUGCUUGUGAAAAAAAUGAUAUAGAACUUGCUGAUAUCCUACUAAAACAUGAUGCUGAUCCAAAUAUGUUUAAUGAGAAAAAUUUGACUCCACUAUUCAUUGCAGCUAAAAGUGGCUUUGUGAAGAUUUUGAAACUAAUGCUUAAAAGGGGUCCAAUAGAUGACAUUAAGAAAUGCACUGAUAAUCAUAAACAUAAUGCACUUCAUAUUGCCUGUAAAGGGGGACAUGCACGAGCAGUCAAACUACUGUUGGAGUAUGAUGCAGCUGAGAUUACUGCCUGUAAUAAAGAUGGUCUUAAUCCUUUUGAAAUUGCUAUUAAAAAAGAACAAAAAGAUGCUGCAAUGGCUAUAGUGAAUAGUGAGAAGUGGAGAGAUGCAUUAAUGAAUGUCACCACUGUUAAGCGUAAAAAGAAAGGUAUUUGUCAUCGAUGCAACAGUAGAGGAUGUGUUGAAUGCAACAACAAUGAUGCUUAUACACAAUUCAAAACACCAAUGAGAAGAGCAAUUAAAAAAAUGCCAGCAGGUUAAUAGCUGGAUGUGAC
Amphimedon queenslandica is the source of this 1100-nucleotide messenger RNA. RefSeq names its product ankyrin-1-like. The transcript is spliced from 4 exons. The coding region runs from base 22 to 1086 and encodes 354 amino acids. The record is from RefSeq and is a predicted model, not a curated record. Gene Ontology annotation, molecular function: protein binding. NCBI's taxonomy places the organism in Eukaryota, Metazoa, Porifera, Demospongiae, Haplosclerida, Niphatidae.